Molecule: messenger RNA, 2401 nt
Organism: Lineus longissimus
Lineage: Eukaryota; Metazoa; Nemertea; Pilidiophora; Heteronemertea; Lineidae
Exons: 2
Coding region: 63-2096 (677 amino acids)
Molecular function (GO): protein binding; zinc ion binding
Source: RefSeq, a predicted model, not a curated record
CAUUUCGCACUGACCAGAUCGCCUGCAAAAUCCCUGGACUCAAAACAACUCGAGUGACACGAAUGACGCACUUUGACUACUCAAAAAUGCAUGAACCAUGUGAGAAAAUUGCCAGUUUCAACAUGAGUUCAUUUCUCGUCCCGACCUGUAAGAUCUGCGAACGAGUACUCGACGAUGACGAGAGCUUCAGCGUCUGCGUCCAACAGCACGUGACUUGCAACCGGUGCGGGACUGCUUCCACUGUUGGACCCGAAGGACCAAUCAAAAUCUCCGCCAACGACUGCCGGGUUUGUCACAGAAAGAUCAUCGAUCCGGCAGGCGAGGUAUCCGGAUUCCCGCCAAAAAUCCAAAAGGCGUUCCUCCUGCAGAAAUUAAUCAGUGACGUGUUUUCUGUUUGUGAAGUCAAAGCCCACGCGCGGAAGUGUAUAGCUAAGUUCUUCUGCUCUGACUGCACUGUUUACUGCUGUGAGGAGUGUAUUCCUCUGCACAUCCGGGACAGUUCUGAAUCUCCCAAGCAUACGAUAUGUAGCUUGGAGAAAAAAGUGUAUAAGAAGGAGAGUCCAGGAUGUACAGAAUGCAAGGACGGGGAUGCCAAGUGCUAUUGCGAGAACCAGACUUGUAAUGCACUUCUUUGUGGAAGGUGCUUGAAGUUACAUGACGGACAUGACGUCAUACCUAUAGGAAUGGCGUCGUCUGCGAUGACUGCCUUUUUGGAACAAAGUGGAAAACAUGUAAGGGACUCGUACGACAACAUUGGAUUUGAAACGGAUGGGUUAGAUAUCGAAAGGAGGGCAAGGAUAUCGGAGUAUGAACUGCUCGAGGACAAGAUUAGAGAAUGGGCGGCGAGUCUUCGAGCGAAGGUUGAUCGUGAUGAGCAGGCAUUGUUGGAAGAGGUCGGAUCCAAGAUGGAGGCUACGGAGGAGAAGUACGAGUGGCUAAAUGGACGUAUGGUAGAGGAUGCCACAGCUCUGGCUUAUUUUGAAAUGAUCCAUGACAAACUAGAGCAGUGCAGGAACUCUGAGGAUAAGCUCAUCGAUAUGUUUACGUUCGUCCGCGCAAAUGAGCAAAUCGUGAACGGAGGGUGUGCGUCCGUUUCCAAAAACGGCAGCGGGAGUAUUCAUUGCGAGAAGUUCGAGUUCAAGUUCAAUGAGGAGGUAGAGACAGUGUUGACGGCCAUGGGUCAAGAAAGUAACUUGAUUGGCCAAGUCAAAUCAUGUGGGCAGCCGCGCUUAGUGACGUCAUUGAGCAGUCGAUGCGACUCGGACAAGCAUUCGCAAAGACUUAGUGGGAUUACCCUUCUGCCCAAUCAGAGGCGAGUAGCUGUGAUGGAUUCUGGGAACAGAAAAAUCAAACUUGUAUCCGGUAAAGAGUCUGUGGUGGCCUUCAACGCAGAUGUUGAAGACAACGAUCAAGAGGAUGGGGAAAUCCAAAAUGGCUUCCAAAAUGGAAGACAUGGAAACGGAAGUGGUAAUGGCAAUGGCAAAUUGGACAUCAUUUAUGACGAGAGAAAAAAUACCGUGAUUAUGAACAGAAAAUCAAGAGGUCAAAUCAUCGAGCUGACAUUAGAGGGUAAACUAUUCAGGGUUCUGAGAAAAAUAGAAGACGCUGUAUCGCUGUGCAUUUGUAAAAACAAUCUUCUCGUCGGGCGCGAGAUUUCAGCAGACGAGACCACAGAGGGUGCCAUUGACACAUUUGACAGAAUUACGUGGACAUUCUUGGAAAGUAAACAUAUGCCUUUUGUGCCACACACACUGAAAGCAACAUUUGGCGGGAAUAUCGUAUCGUCAGACAUGCGCAAUGGCAGUGUUUAUAUUCUGACGCAAGAGUUACAAAUCAUGGCAUGUAUUCAAGGGGCAGUCGACGGAGUGCGCAUGAGCAAGCCGACGGGUUUGUGCGUCACGAACAGAAAUCAUAUUCUUGUUUCAGAUUCGGCGAAUAACCGCAUUCUUGAGUACUCGUCUGGGGGGAAGUAUCUAAGGACGCUACUGAAGGACGUCGAUGGGUUGCGGAAACCCACUAACCUCACUUGUGAUGAGAAGGGAAAUCUAUUUGUUUUAGACGCCGCGAACAUUGUCAAAGUAUUUUCCCACGUUUGAAAUCUGAAGUUUGCCAAUGGAUUAAGUUUCUACUAGGUAGAAUUGCGGAAUAUUACGGACUAAUACUUCGGGUAGAAUCAAAGCUGUCGAGGUGAAAGCGGUGAUAAUAUUGUAAAUGUUUAUAUCCUCGCAUUAGGGGCCGUUUCAGAGGUUUGCCAAAAGCUGUUCUAACCUACUCAAAAUAUCUCAUCCCAUUUGUUUGUGUAACCUUUUUACUUCGUACACGUGUGUAUGCAUGUACAUGUAUCUGCAUGCAUGGUUCAUAUCAGCAGGCCUAUGUCAUUAAUUUCUGAUACAAAAUAUGA